Molecule: messenger RNA, 3099 nt
Organism: Physcomitrium patens
Lineage: Eukaryota; Viridiplantae; Streptophyta; Bryopsida; Funariales; Funariaceae
Molecular function (GO): RNA binding
Source: RefSeq, a predicted model, not a curated record
GUGCUCAACUCGCUCACCACCACCACCACCACCACCACCUCCGCGCGGCGCCAUCCUCGCAAACCCGCAGCGCAGCCACUACAACAACUACAGCCCCCAUACAUACACUCCCAUCAUCACCACCACAACCACUCGCAGGUGCUGCCCACCUCGCACUCGGCGUGCACAUCCCAGACCCCCACGAUCUCUGGCGUCACUUGCCAUCACUGUACCAAUUUCCUUUACGCCACGUUAGGAAGUGCAGAGAGCGACCACCGUCAGCGACAGCGCUCUUCCUUUCCGAAGUACCGACACACAUGUACCCUUUCAUUAACGGGAGCCAGCAGCUGAGGCUAGACGGUCCAGCGAUGGGGGACUACGGGGGCAAUUGGCGCUACGGCGCGGCAACGGAUGGUAGGCGUGCAGGAUCCACUCCGACCAAGCGCACUCGUCGAGAUUACGAAGACGGGCUUCCAAGAACGGGUUACGGUGCAGGUAGAGAUCGCGACGUUGGCUAUCCUCGUGACAGAGUUUACGAGGACCAAAUGGGGCGCGCCGGGUGGAGAGAUGGAGACGGUUUGGGCGGCGGUGGGGACAUGAUGGGCUAUGGAGGAGGUCUGGGCGGCAACGAGCUGGGAAUGGGUCCGGGUCUUGGACCGCUGGUUGGCGGAGGGGGUCUGGGGCCGCUCGGGAUGGGAGGUCUUCCCGAUGAAUCUCAGCUGAUGGGAGGGCGCAUGGGACCCUUGGACGUGGGCAUGGGUGGGCGACCUGGCGCACUGGGGCUGAACGGUGGCGCUCCGGAGCCGGAUGUGUUACGUGGGGGCUUGGAUGUGCUGCCACCGGAUGCAUCGUCGACGCUGUUUGUGGACGGGCUACCCGAGGACUGCUCCCGCAGAGAAGCUGCACACAUCUUUCGACCAUUUAUUGGAUUUAAGGAAGUGCGGUUGGUUCACAAGGAUGCAAAGCGGGCGGAUGGAGGCAAGGUAGUAUUGUGCUUUGUGGAGUUCGCAGACGCAAGAUGCGCAGCAACUGCUCUAGAAGCAUUGCAAGGGUACAAGUUUGAUGAAACUGAUCACGAAUCAUAUGCCCUGCGGCUGACCUUCGCUCGGCAUCCAGGACCACGAGGCCCUGCUCGGGAUGACCCUUAUAGAGGUGGUGGCGGACGUGAUCGUGGGGAUGACUAUAACAAUCGAUCACGAGGCGGUGGUGGAGGCCGUCGAUAGAAGGAGAGAUACGUGAUUUGUCAGGUAACGGCUUACCAGGCAUACUUUUUCCUCCCAGGUUUGUUGUGUCCCGUCAUCAUAUUACAUAGGCGUAGGAUCUCAACGAAUCGUGCACUCAUUUUCCGGAGCCAUCGGUGAAGGUUUUGCAGUCCGAUUACCCCAAUCUCUUGACUGUGUUCCUGCACUCGUCCGCUUGUACUGGACUUUGCGGGUGUGCACAACUUUGUUCACGGAUUACUCGUAGCUGCCAGUUGCAUUAAGGGUCGUUGCACUGAUGGCUGCCGGAUCGCCGAUGUUUCUCUUUUACGAGGUUUCUUUUUCGAGUUUACUUGCUCGUGCUAAUCUCUUCACAGAAUGCAAUAGGGCAAUUAAUUCCUAUGUCGUGUAUAAAUCGCCCGAGAUUGGACUGAAGAAGUAGGCGGAAUGGUGACUUCUGGACCCUCGUACGUUCAGUGCGUGUGAUGUUCUCAUGUGAGAUGACGGCCCGAUGUGAAAUGCUGGCGUACUUGUUGGGAUCGUGUGUACACAAUCGACAACUUCGUUUGUUUGGUGCGACUGCUAAAGUGAUGAUUGUUUGAUAGUUUCAAGUGAAACGAAUGGCGUAAUGGCUGGUCUACGUUUAGACAACGGACGGUGUGAGAUGCGGAAGAGGACGAAUAUAUGUGCGUUUUUCGGAUGGGUUUGGUCAAGAGUGACUUGGCAUAUUUUUUUCGCGGGAUGGAGAUUCUCACGGGCAUGGCGAGAUUUGGAACGAUGAAGUAGGGCAAUAUCAGGGUCUUCUUUGGGCAGUUAUUGCGUCGUGUCUGAUAGUGAACUGUGCGCUCAUUGGACUAGCUUAGUUGUUUCAUCAUUUUAACUAUCUUUCGGGAGUAGGCUUGGUUCGGGAAGGUUUGGACAGCCUUACAGUAGUGUGGAUUAAUUUUGGACAGAUGGGAUGGUACUAUAAACGUAUCUGGCAACUUCCAGAUGUAGGUUGCGAGGUUUGUCGUUUCGGUAGGUGGCAUAUUCACGAUCAGCCAUGUCAACUAUCUAAUGAGGAACUUUUGCUUAAAGGUUUUCUGUUGGUGGAUGUUCUUCCAUUCGAUGGAUUAUUAUGAAUCCUUAGGAAUUUAUAGCUAUUUGUUUCGAGCUCGUUUGGAAAUCCAUCUAGGAAUCAUGAACACCGUGAUUUGGUUAGGCGGUCUGGUGGUACGUUAGUGGACUGGAACCCCAGGGUAAUAUUUAGUUGCAAUCUGUAAUCGAAUCUCAACUGCAUCACUAUUUAUUAUUCCACCUAGAUCUGCCGAGGAAAUGCGAUGAGGUAUUACUGCAAAUCAGUUCUGCGCUUCAAGCGCAUACAGCAUCUGCUGGUCUUGAUGCAUCGUCUUUCGUAACUAGGGUUUCUCAGUCGUGAUGACCCCUGCACGUGCUAUUUUGGUUCACUUUAAGUGUGCUAUAUAUCUAGCUUGUUUGACGAUGGAUGAUCGGUAAUACUGAAUUGUCUCACGGCCGCAAAAUCGUUAUUUGGAUUUAUAUCUGGGUAAGUAGAUGCCAUUUUUUUCGUCCCUUAUGCGGUAGAGGUUUGCUGCUGACCAUGAUUGUUUCAAAUGUUGGUUGUGCCUCUCUCAGAAAGACAUUCUUUUGCUCUUAUUUUAUUGUGUUUGCAGUUCAGUGUAGACACCGACUCAGAAAGGUUCUUGAUAGUUUAUGUAGGUGAAAUUAUUGUGCCCUAAGUUGGCUUAGGACGCUUGUAAAAUGCACACGGUCUGGAUCCCACAAAAUCUGUGGCGAACCCCCUUUGUAACGAUGAUGUUACACUGUGUAACUGUGUCAGCACUAGAUGAGCCCACUGGUGUUUUCUCUAUGUUUGAGCCAUAUUAGAAAUUGUUGAAGCUGCCCAGUGUUCACAUUAUCUGAA